AUGGCACAUCAUUGCUGUGUACCGCUUUGCAAAAACGAUGCGCGAUAUGACCGGGAAAAAUUAUUGUCAUUCCACAGCUUUCCAAAAGAUGAAAAACUUCGGAAAGAAUGGACAGUGAAGAUCAGGAGAGAUGAGGGUCCAUUAUUCCGGAUCCGUAAGCAUACAAAAGUAUGUAGUGCCCAUUUUAAAGCAUCUGAUUUCAAACGGACACUCACUGGAAGACGGGAUCUUCGAAAAGGUGCAAUUCCAUCCAUAUUUAAAUGGACUACAAAAUCUCUUGAAAACCACCAGUCAAAGACACACCACAGCUUACAGAACACAAAUCAACAAAAAGUCCAUUCAGAAAGCAAACCCAGCGUUUUUGUUGAAACUCCCACUGAUCCUGAAUACAUACCUACAACUGGUUUCCGGGAACAGGUCUUUCUACUCCUACCACUUCUGUGGAAGGUCAGGAGCUUUCUGCUCCUGUCACCUGUGUGGCUAAAUCAUUUCCUUUCUGCUCCUGCCACCUCUAAAGCUAGUCAGGGUCAUUCUGCUCUGAUGUCUCUGUGGUCAUGUCUACAAUUGAAUGUCUCUCUCACUCUCUUUUACUCUCUCUUUCUCACUCUCUAUCUCUUUCUCACUCUCUCUUUAUUCUUCUUCCACCAGUAA
Molecule: messenger RNA, 651 nt
Organism: Acanthosepion pharaonis
Lineage: Eukaryota; Metazoa; Mollusca; Cephalopoda; Sepiida; Sepiidae
Source: the annotation of a GenBank genome assembly